Molecule: messenger RNA, 744 nt
Organism: Impatiens glandulifera
Lineage: Eukaryota; Viridiplantae; Streptophyta; Magnoliopsida; Ericales; Balsaminaceae
Product: N-acetyltransferase 9-like protein
Exons: 6
Coding region: 64-657 (197 amino acids)
Biological process (GO): protein acetylation
Molecular function (GO): N-acetyltransferase activity
Source: RefSeq, a predicted model, not a curated record
UAAAAACAUCAUCUUCUUUCUACUGCUGAGCGCCGCCGCAUCAAAACCUGCAAAUACGAGAGAAUGGGAAAAAACGCGAUUCUUGAAGGGAAGAAGAUCGUUUUGAUUCCUUACAUGGAAGCUCAUGUUUCAAAGUACCACGAAUGGAUGCAAGACCCAUCUCUCCUUCAAGCCACCGGUUCGGAUCCCCUCACGCUCGACGAAGAAUACGAGAUGCAACUCACCUGGACCCAAGACCCUAACAAACAAACCUUCAUAAUUUUGGAUAGAGAGUUGAUUGAUGGAGACUUUACAAUUGGAGAUCCUCAUGUUGAAGCCAUGGUUGGGGAUGUCAAUGUAUACUUAAAUGAUUUGGAUGAUUCACACAAGGCAGAGAUAGAAAUUAUGAUUGCUGAACCUAAAAGGCGUGGAAAGGGGCUAGGAAAGGAAGCUGUUGUUAUGAUGAUGGAAUUUGCAGUCGAGAAUAUGGGAAUACAUGUUUUUAGCACUAAAAUUGGGGAUUUAAAUGAAGCUUCUAUUCAUAUGUUUCAAAAACUGGGUUUUGAAGAGGUUUCCCAUAGUCAUGUCUUCAAAGAGGUAACAAUGGAGUUACUAGUGAAGGAGAUAAAGUGCAAGGAAUUAUUAGUUGGCAACAUUAUUAGACAAAUUACUAACUAGAUCAGAUCUAAUACUAACUAAUUUAAUAUUUAUAUUCUUAUUUGAAUUGUUUUACAAAUGAUUGAUAUUUUUUUAUUCUCCUAUAUU